UUGCCGUAGCGUCACUUGCUUGUUCUCAACCGAGCUAAGGCCGUCGGCGACUUGCAAAAUUUCAGGCACUUCGUAUUUUCAUCCGUUUCCAUCCAUCUACCAUGGCCAUCUCCAAACCAGAAUUAGCCUGCGUCUACUCCGCGCUCAUCUUGGCCGACGACGACAUCGAUGUCACGGGAGAGAAAAUCCAAACCAUCCUCAAGGCUGCCAAUGUUGAAGUUGAACCUUACUGGCCUGGUUUAUUCGCUAAGGCUUUAGAAACCGCCAAUGUCAAGGACUUAAUUACCAACAUUGGAGCAGCUGUAGGUGCUGCGCCUGCUGCUGGUGCUGCAGCUGCUGCCCCAGCUGAUGAAGCCAAGGUAGAAAAGAAAGAAGAAAAGAAGAAGGAAGAGGAAAGUGAAGAAGAAGAUGACGACAUGGGCUUUGGUCUAUUUGAAUAAGAAUCUACUUCGACUGAUUGUUUCCUCUUGUACGAUGUACAAAUAACAAUAUUUUGUUUUAUUUUGUAAUACAACUAUGCAAAUUAAACUA
Messenger RNA from Sipha flava (yellow sugarcane aphid), 531 nucleotides. RefSeq names its product 60S acidic ribosomal protein P1 (gene RpLP1). Gene Ontology annotation, molecular function: ribonucleoprotein complex binding; protein kinase activator activity; structural constituent of ribosome. The record is from RefSeq and is a predicted model, not a curated record. Gene Ontology annotation, cellular component: cytosolic large ribosomal subunit; ribosome. The transcript is spliced from 4 exons. NCBI's taxonomy places the organism in Eukaryota, Metazoa, Arthropoda, Insecta, Hemiptera, Aphididae. Gene Ontology annotation, biological process: translational elongation; cytoplasmic translation. The coding region runs from base 102 to 440 and encodes 112 amino acids.